Messenger RNA from Annulohypoxylon maeteangense, 3738 nucleotides. RefSeq names its product RIC1-domain-containing protein. Gene Ontology annotation, biological process: retrograde transport, endosome to Golgi; intracellular protein transport. The record is from RefSeq and is a predicted model, not a curated record. The coding region runs from base 203 to 3493 and encodes 1096 amino acids. Gene Ontology annotation, cellular component: Ric1-Rgp1 guanyl-nucleotide exchange factor complex; cytosol; Golgi membrane. The transcript has 3 exons. Gene Ontology annotation, molecular function: protein binding. NCBI's taxonomy places the organism in Eukaryota, Fungi, Ascomycota, Sordariomycetes, Xylariales, Hypoxylaceae.
AAUAGUGAUCCAAGGCCAACCUUAACCCUUUUUAAAGUUGAAGCUCGUCUAUUCUAUUCUCAUACAUCGCAUCGCGAUGUUGAAAACUGACGGGACGUUCACAUAACGGCACGAUUGGCUGUUCAUAUUCUUAUUACACCUGACCUAUGACCUGCCGAUGCUUAAGGUAUACGGAUGAAGGUUCUAAGCGCCUGCAUUAGCCAUGUACUGGCCCAUUGGAACACCUAGAAUCUAUGCGACAACCACCAGCCAAGCUUCAUCUAAGUCAAACUUCGUCGUGUCCAACGAUGGCACUGCCUCUAUUACGACCGCCGAUACCGAAUCCUUAUCGAGUGCCGAACCACCUCCUCCCGUGCUGUUAGAUGAGAAAGAUAGAAACAUACCAGAUACCCAUAUACCGCCUGUCACCCCCGGCCUCAGGACACCGGCUACACCGGCUAUUAACUCAGUAGAGCAUGACGUCUAUCACGAUGGAAGCAACUCCAACUCGCUGCAAUACCUCACGGAGUCUGAUGGAGGGGGCAUUCCAGCUGGAGAUCCAAUUGUUGCCUUGAAAGUAUCUAGGACUGGCCAUCUGUUUGCCAUUAUCACGCCCACUACGAUGACGAUAUGGCAAACCAAGCCUACUGUAAUCCAGGCCGUUGUCGUCCGAUCCGAAACGUCCAUAAGGUCCUAUGGCACUAAUGUCGCACUUUUACUUAGACCCGAUUCUGUCAUAUUCGUCGUUCAAACAAGUCUAGGAUAUCUAAUAACGUAUUCACUUGCCACCGAUGCCGAAUCCCGCGUUUAUAAGCCUCGUUUUUCAGACCACAGUAAUAUCCAAAGACGGAGGCAAAGCCAUUUUGGGGGGCCUGGUAACAAUACACCUGAUCAAAUCUUAUUAGGUCCUGGCGAGGGAACCGGAGUUCGCGACAUAAGUGUCCGAUUUCGUAGGGUGAUCAAAGUUGAUGCUGGUAUCGAAUGUGCUAUAGCUCUUGAUGAAGAGUUGGUUGUUGCCACUAAGAAACCGGCCGCCGUUCAAUGUAUUCGGUGGACCCCGGAUAGUACUGGUAACCAAACGAGUACCGAGCUGGUAAGCCGCAUGGGUUGGUUGGAGAAGAAAGUGACAAUCAAGGAAAUGACACACGACCGACCGAUGAACCUUUCCACGUGGGUUACAAGCGAUGGGAAAGCGUAUGCAGUCCAACGUAUCUCGGCUACUAAAGCCAAGGAGAACCCCGACUUCGAUCCGAAGAAGUUAUUCAAAGGUUAUUGCUUCCAUUCACCACACGGAGAGAGUGAUCGUGCUGUUAAGGCCGUCGUCAACGCUAGGUUUUCGCUUAUCGCCGUGGGUUGUACGGAUGGGAGCAUCCGCGUAUACUCCGCUAGAGAUUACGCUGGCAAUAUCCCGCCUUCUCAUGUACACCAACUCCCGGUCUCGUCAGAAACCUCAGGCGUCCUGAGGACGUUAAACUAUUCACCAGAUGGGUACUGCCUAUUUGCGGGUUACGAAAGCGGAUGGGCGACGUGGAGUGUGUUUGGCAAGACUGCCGGUCACAGCUUCAACACCAACCCUUCUAUCACUUCUGCCAACCAGGAGAGCUGGCUAGGUGGUAUUAUAGAUGCCAGCUGGGUUGGCGGUGCUUCUGAGAUCCUCAUGGUUGCUCGUCAGAGCGAGGCCAUUUGGCUACUCGAGAUGGCGCGAAGCGCAGUGACUGGUUGCUAUACUCCGCCAAACCUCUUUCGCACCGUGCUGCAGAGUUCGUCCACGGUCAUGGUUUACCGAGGCUAUGAUCUCCCAGACUUGACUAGCAUAUCUGCCGAGCCUUUUUUAUGGCACAAUGCUAGAAUUCCCUCCAAUUACCUUCUAAAUCAAUGGCCCAUCAAAUGUACUGUCGUGUCUGCUGACGGUAGAUACGUUGCAGUUGCAGGCAGGCGCGGACUUGCACACUACAGUGUUAACAGCGGCAGAUGGAAGACCUUUGCGAAUGAAGCCAUGGAAAAUGAAUUUCAGGUCAGGGGCGGGAUGUGUUGGUAUCAGCAUAUCCUGGUAGCAGCUGUUGAAGCCAAUAGAUCGUAUGAGCUCCGGCUCUACUCAAGAGAGGCAGCCCUUGACAGCUCUACUGUCGUGUUCACUCAGCAAAUGCCGGCACCUAUUGUCUUGAUCACGCCAUCGGGAGAGGACUCUCUGCUCGUCUACACUUACGAUAAUCUCCUUUACCACUUUGUUUUUGCCCCCGUCUCCGGUGCCAUGCGGCCCAUACAGGUUGGACAAAUUGCAUUUCACGGUAUUGUUAGAUCGCCUGCGAGGGUGAGAGGCCUCAGUUGGAUAUUGCCCGAAAACCAGAUGAUCGAUGGCGAUCCCUCACAGGACGUCGCAUUUGCGUCGGUGCUAUUCCUAGUGGAUGGAAAACUCGUUCUCCUUCAGCCGUCAGUGAACAGCGAAGGCCAGCUUAAAUAUGACAUGCGUGUCAUAUCUCAUAACGUGGAAUUCUACGCCAGUAUGAGAGAUCAGUUAUCGGUCAAUUUAUUAAGUGAAUCUAGUGCACAGUAUUCCGUGGAAGCUGAGGAAAAUGGUCUUCGGAAUUCACUAUGGGUAUUUGAGGGCCAUGAACUAAAGGUUUGGCCUGAUGUUCAAGAUGUCCUACGAGCGACUUCAGUAGGGCCCACGGCUGAGCUACCCCCCACAGUCUCUAUGCCAAUCGACUUCUACCCCCUCUCUAUUCUAAUGGGUAAGGGAAUCGUGCUGGGAGUUGAACCUGAAUUAGUCCAACGGAGAGACGUCAGUUUCUCUUUCUUCCGUUUCUCUAUCAGGACUCAUCUUUUCCUCCCCGAAGUUCUCCGAUUUCAUUUAGUCGCAAGCAACGCCGCCGCUGCGCUUAAAUUAGCCCGGCAAUACCAAAAUCUCGAGUACUUCGCACAUGGUUUAGAGGUACUACUUCAUCAUGUUCUCGAUGAAGAAGUUGACUCAGCGCCGAAACCUGAAGCUGCCAUCCUCCCCCGAGUUCUUUCGCUUUUGUCGUCGUUCAGACAAUACCUGGAUAUUGUAGUCCAAUGCACCAGGAAAACGGAGGUCAGGUCAUGGCGAACACUUUUCGCGUACCUACCUCCACCGCAAGAAUUGUUUGAAGAGUCGCUUCAGCGUGGCUCGUUGAAGACAGCUGGUGGUUAUCUACUAAUACUACAUACAUUCGAAGAGCUAGGUGCCGCAUCGGAACAGUCCGUGCGUCUAUUCUCGCGAGCCAUCAGAGAAGAAGAUUGGGAGCUUUGCAAGGAGCUGGCCCGGUUCCUAGCAGCAAUGGACGAAAGUGGAGAGACAUUAAGGGAGGCGAUGGAAUUGGUCAACAUCCGAGUCAAGCAAGAUUCCGAUGAUACUGAUAUAAGUAGCAGGCUUGAGGUACCACAGCUGAAGACUAAUGGUACUUCCCGCUUAACGAGACAGAACUCGGAGACAGGUUCCGAUAUACAAUCAGCCAGUGACAUUAGCAGCUUUGGCACAGCAAGUCCAAUAUAGUGGGAAUGGAAUAGAGCUGGUAGCAUAGGAUAAAAUGGGUUGGGGUGGGAAGUAAUCCGCAUUUUUUCGUCCACCAGGUAGUUAGGAGCUGAAGGAUCGCAUUGUAACUCUUAGGUCCUCUUCAACACGCUUUUAAAAAGGCAGAAAGGCGGAAAGGCGGGAAUGAAGCGGGCUCAGGCCAAUCUGAGAUUUCACUAUCCAGUACGGUUUUUCUAUGGAGUUAAUUAGGUGAAAUGAAAUUCAAA